This is a messenger RNA of Perkinsus marinus ATCC 50983, 567 nucleotides long. RefSeq lists its product as hypothetical. The record is from RefSeq and is a predicted model, not a curated record. The transcript has 4 exons. The coding region runs from base 1 to 567 and encodes 188 amino acids. NCBI's taxonomy places the organism in Eukaryota, Perkinsozoa, Perkinsida, Perkinsidae. Gene Ontology annotation, cellular component: nucleoplasm.
AUGGCGCCGCGUGCUGAUCGUCGUGCCUCAAUGUUACGGGCAGAAGAAGCAUAUAUAGAGGAUAUACUGUAUGGAUAUGGGGACGAGAGCUGGCUGGAUGGUGACGAGGACGAGGAUAUGCUUACUGAUGAGGAGGUCGAAGAUGCUGAACUAGAAUGUGGGUUGACGACUCGUGAGCUCAUGGACAUCCUUUCGAGGGACAUCACUACGGACGAUUAUGAUACGUUGUUGAAAUUGGACGAUCGGGUGCCACCAAAGACGGCCAAAGCAGAAUUCAUCUCCAAUUUGAGAGUCCUAUCGCUAGCCGAGGUCAUGGCCUUGGUCGCUGCCUCUGGUCCUCCUGAGCAGUGUGGGGUAUGCCUCUGCCCACUCUUGGAAGCAGUUGAUGUAGACCCGCGGCCUCAAAAUGGAUCUUCCUCCUCAUCCUCGUCCACAGCGGCCGAAAUCAUACAGUUGCCCAGAUGCGGCCACAUCUUCCACGCGAAGUGUGCGAGGGAAUGGCUGGGCAAGUUCGGUCGGACAUGUCCGAUCGAUCGGGUCGAGGUGGAGGACAGUGAAGAUUUCUGA